AUGGGUACCUCAGCACGCAAAUCUUUCUUCCAGGAAGUGGACGUGGACGACCUUGAACCUGAAACAUCACUCUCACGGAGCUCGAGCACAGCAUCGGAGUCUUCCAGCUCACGAAAACGACCUUCGCCCGGCGUGAGAUUCCGCACUAAGGACGACGUUCGUUUGGUGGAGAGGUACGAAGAUGCCGAUGUAGGUGGCAACAAUCACGAGCUCUCAGCAAAGCCAAUUCCAUCGACAAACGCACCAACGCAGUCUCCACUUCCUGGCUCCAAGUCCAUCAUGUAUCGCCUUGGUGCGAAAGCCUUACUAGUCGUCGCUGCUGUCCCAUUUCUACACGGCGCGCCUUCCUUUGGACACGCAUCAUUACCGCUACAACCAGUCAGUGGAGGACCGAUACGACGAAAUCCAGAUGGCCCGGUCCUCGACAAAAGGGCAGACAGCCCUACAGAUGUGUGUUUCAGAUGGGCUGGACAGUCUGCUGUGGUGAACGGUACACUCUAUUACUAUGGCGGCCAGGCCACUUCUGAGCCCAACCAGGACACUAACACCUGGAACAACAACUUCUUAUCACUGGACCUUACCAAGACCUGGCAGAUAUCGACACCAUCACUGACAGGGCUGCCCCAGCCUUCCGGUCCACCGAAUAUCAGUCUGGGGACGUUAUGGAAUUCGCACGAUUCACUCUUCCUCUAUGGCGGACAGUUCCAGUGGAAGCCACCAGUCUCACCCACGGCAUACUCUACUUGGGAGUACAAUAUCGCUUCUUCUUCAUGGGUUGAGCACAGUGACCCAGUCACAUCAGAGGGUGUCAGCUCACCCAGCAACGACGACCCCGUGCAAAGAGCCGCCGAGGGUGCCGCCGUGAACGUAGCGUCUCUUGGCCGUGGAUUCUACUUCGGCGGUCAUCUGGAUGGCUAUACCACUGAGGAAUGGUCUCAAAGCAUAGCACGUGUCUAUCUUCAGUCGCUCCUCGAGUUUACCUUUCCAGGAUAUCAGAACGAUCAGGUCAACGCGCUCUCGGACAAUAAGGACGCUGGUAGUGAUGGCGUCUAUCGUAACGUCACGCAAGGUGGUCUGCAGUCGCAAGCAGGCUUUACACAGCGCGCAGAUGGCUUAUUGGUAUACGUGCCAGGAUUUGGAGAGCAGGGCAUCUUGCUGGCAUUGGCUGGCGGAACCAACGAGAGUUUUACUCAGAUGAACCAGAUCAACGUCUACGACAUCGCCAACAGCACUUGGUACAACCAGGCGACGUCUGGCGAGUACCCAGAGACUCGUGUUAACCCAUGCUCAGUCAUCGCCGCGGCGCCGGAUGGUUCGAGUUACAAUAUCUACAUGUUCGGUGGCCAGAAUCUGAUUCCUGCUGGCAACCAGACCCAGUACAACGACAUGUGGAUAUUGACCUUACCAUCAUUCACCUGGAUCAAGGUCGAUCAGAGUGGUCAAUCCGUGCCUCCGGGACGUUCUGGCCACACAUGCAACAUCUGGGACGGACAGAUGGUUAUGGUUGGAGGAUACACUGGAGCGAACUCUCUGACCUGCGAGAGCCCUGGUAUUUAUGUAUAUGAUCUGAGCACUACCUCCUGGGUCAAUCAAUUCACGGCGACCAGCGCAGAAUCGGACAGCGGCAGCACCAGCGGCAGAGCACAAGCGGACACCAACGGCGAUGCGGAAGACAACCCAUUCAAUCAACAGUCAGCACAACGAUACACAUCAGACAACCCCGGAGGCCUCGAAGGAUCCUACGGCUACCUAGUCCCCCAAGCCGUCAUAGACGUCGUUGGCGGCGACAAGACCGGCGGCGCAACCCUCACCACGCCCGUCAACACCGCCACCUCAGGCCCCCUCGCCACCGGCAAGCCUCUCACAUACACCGUAACCAACGCCGACGGCAGCAUAUCGACCUCCACCAGCCGCCCCGGCAGCGGCUCCGGCUCCUCGGGCAACGGCGUCAACGUCGGCGCCAUCGUAGCAGGCUGCGUCGCAGGCUUCUUCUUCAUCGUAGCCUGCUACCUCGCCUUCUGCGCCUACGUCUACAGGAAACAACUCCAACUCUACAAACGCCACGUCGAGAUGUCCCAAGCCCAAGCCCGCGGGGAGAAACUCCCCGCCAUUCCAGGACUGCUCGCGACGGAUGCCAGUACGGGGAAGAUCACACCUUCCGAUCCUAGCUAUCGGCGAGGCGAUGGGGUCAGUCCGUGGUUGACGAAUACGAGUAGUGGGAGUAUGCACAGUAGGGAUGACAGUGGUGGCGCGAGUGGGAGUUAUCAUAGGAAUGGGGGGAAUGGGGUGGUCGGGGGUGGGUAUAACAGUGUGAGGAGGAGUAGUGAGACGAGUGAGACUAAUGAUGAGGAUUUGUUGAAUGGGAGGGAACCUACGUUUGUGGGCGUCAUGUUGAAUCCGAGGAGGAGUUUGAGGGUUAUUAAUAGGGAUUGA
Molecule: messenger RNA, 2433 nt
Organism: Fulvia fulva
Lineage: Eukaryota; Fungi; Ascomycota; Dothideomycetes; Mycosphaerellales; Mycosphaerellaceae
Product: Kelch repeat-containing protein
Exons: 2
Coding region: 1-2433 (810 amino acids)
Molecular function (GO): protein binding
Source: RefSeq, a predicted model, not a curated record